AUGAGAGGUCUGGUGCUUCUGCUGUUGGUGGCUGUGGCGAGUGCGAGGGUCUUCGAGCGCUGUGAGUGGGCCCAUAUACUGAAGAAUGCUGGGAUGGAUGGAUACGAAGGCAACAGCCUGGCUGAUUGUGAGUAUUGUCGAUCUGCAGACACUCAGUCUAAGCCUUUGCAUUUUGGGUGUUUUUUUUCAACCUGCAGUUCCUGUCCAUCAUUUCCCCUCACUGUUGCUGCUAUAGGCUUUAAAAUCUGUCAUACAGAACAUGCAAACGUAGACAUGUUUGGGGUUUUCUUUGCAUUGUAACCAAGUCAUAAGUGUAAAUUUAUUUGGUGUAGCCUACAAUGGAUAUCAGUCAGCAGACCCUUUCUCAGUUUGUUGUAUUGGUUUCAGGUCAAUCAGCUCAUUUCCAGUAUUUUUAUCCUGUAUUAGGAGGAUUGACAAAAAUAUGGUCAAUCUCUUUCAAAUCAAUGCCAUUAAAGGCUGUGAACGAACAUGACUUUCUGAAUACAACGGUGAAGCAGUUUGCCGCCAGAAAAAUUAAAGGAGACCACUCCACUCAUAUAAAAACAAGAAACAAAGAACUGAAUGCCACGACUGAGCAUUUUAUUUUUACACAUCCUGAUAAAGAUGGAUUUUACCUCAUUUAACAUCAACUAAAAAGGAAAGGUUUAUAAUGUUUGGAAUUGAACUUGUUUGCUCAUCCAAAAGCAGGUUAGUUUAUCUUAGCCCAACAUUCAAAAUAUAAGAUACAGUAACUUUGAUUUCCUUUGCAGGGGUUUGUCUGACCCGGUGGGAGUCGAGCUUCAGCACUCAGGCCAUCAACCACAACACUGACAAAUCCACUGACUACGGCAUCUUUCAGAUUAACAGCCGCUACUGGUGUGAUGAUGGCUCAUUCAAAUCUAAUGCCUGCAACAUCAGAUGCAGCGGUCAGUAAUAAAAUACCUCAAACCUGAUUAAACCUGCUUCUAGUCAGGCACUCUGCCCUCUCCAUCUGCUCCAUCCCAAGGCGCAUUAAAAAGCAUACUGGACAUGUGAUAUUCAAAUGCAAACAGGCCUCAAAGGGUUUGGUAGCUCUGUGCAGUUUACUCUGGCUUUCCAUUUGAUCUUGAGUCUGGUCCCAUCUCAGUUUGACAUAGUUUCACGCAAAAUAUGCUGAACAUUACCCACUGACACAGUAAUGUGUGUAAAGUUGGUAUUAAAUGACAUGGACUACAGCUGUAUGUGAGCUGCAGAUACCCUCUGACCUUGAAAGGUCCUCUAGUCUCACUCAUGACAGUAGAAACUCUUUGGAUUUUUAAUUUCAAGGAAAAUUUUGAAAUAUUUUGUAAAAAGAUCAACCAAAAUGUAUCUUUUGCAUACUGUAGAUGAAAUCCUCAAAUAACCAUUCAAAUCUAGAUUUCUUCAUUUUUCCUUCACAGACCUUCUGACUGAUGAUGUUGAUACAGCAAUCACCUGUGCCAAGCGUGUCGUCAGGGAUCCCAAUGGCAUCCGAGCCUGGUAAGUUCUAACCGUGUGACUGAAUUAGAGGUUGUGAUAUGAUCAUGGACCCUUGAGUUUUGAAAAGAUGAGUUACACUUUUGUAUGUCUCUUUUGUGUGAUUACAGGGUGGCUUGGCGCGUUCACUGUGAGGGCCAGGACCUGACCCCCUAUCUGGAGGGAUGUGGUCUUUAA
Messenger RNA from Xyrichtys novacula (pearly razorfish), 1671 nucleotides. NCBI's taxonomy places the organism in Eukaryota, Metazoa, Chordata, Actinopteri, Labriformes, Labridae. The record is from the annotation of a GenBank genome assembly.